AUGCCAAAACCAUCUUCCACAAGCUGUUCCAUACCAUCAAGCAUCUCAACCACAUGGCUGUCCGUCACUGUGGAUCACCUGAUACCAGCAAUUAUUGGGUACAGUUGGCGCCUAUUAGUCGUCUAUGGCCAUAAUCCGGAUAAAUGGUCACGAGACCCCUACUGGACGCUCACCCACAGGCUGAAUUGUGAAGUAGAAAGCUCAAUUUAUAACGAACAAGAAAUUCUUUACAUUAUGCAUCUACUAGUCGACACUGAUACCCUUGCGCGUGUCGUAUCCUCCAAGCUUUCCGGAAACGAAACUGCAUGGACACUUCAGGAAGAAUGCGGCGUUUCGGAAACCACCAGCUUCUUACGACUCGUGAAUAUGGCUGAGGAGCGCAAGGUCAUAGUCGGUGUUACUACGCCUUCUGUCGAGGGCGAGUGGAACAUAGCUUUGCUUCGGAAGAAAUUCGACCAAAAUGUUUCCUUCCUAAAGUAUGCAAGUG
Messenger RNA from Acaulospora colombiana, 487 nucleotides. NCBI's taxonomy places the organism in Eukaryota, Fungi, Glomeromycota, Glomeromycetes, Diversisporales, Acaulosporaceae. The record is from the annotation of a GenBank genome assembly.